ACUUUCUUCUAGAAAUCCUACUGGUGUACUUCAAAAGGCAAUGAUCACCAUCCUUUUCCAACUAAACUAAGCAAUGACAAUGGGGAGUAUUUUGAGAAGGAACCAGUUGGGUUAAUGUCUGGAAUACAGAUAUUGUCAUUGACCAAGGUGUUUGGGGAGAAAUGUGCUGUCAACAACAUUAGUGUUAACAUGUUCAGAAGUCAGAUUACAGCAUUAUUAGGACACAAUGGGGCAGGAAAAUCAACAACUGUUUCGAUGUUAACAGGACUAUUCCCACCAACUUCAGGGACGGCACUAGUGAAUGGUUUUGAUAUCUGCAAAGACAUCAUUGGAGUCCACUCUGGACUCGGAAUUUGUCCACAACAUGAUGUCCUGUUCGACGACCUGACUGUAACUGAACAUCUAGAGUUUUUUUGCAAAUUAAAAGGUUAUAUCUCUGACCUGGUACAACCAGAAGUGGAAAGAAUGAUCAUAGCUCUUGGACUAGAAGACAAACGAGAAGCCCUUGCCAAGACCUUGUCUGGUGGAAUGAAACGGAAAUUAUCAGUAGGCAUAGCUCUGGUUGGUGGAUCAGAGGUGGUACUUUUGGACGAACCCACGUCGGGUAUGGAUCCUUCUGCACGACGUUUUAUUUGGGAUUUGCUACAAGCAGAGAAACAGAAUCGUACCAUCCUAUUGACUACUCAUUUCAUGGAGGAAGCAGACAUUCUGGGUGACAGAAUAGCCAUCAUGGCAGAGGGGGAAAUACAGUGUUGUGGUUCUCCUCUGUUUCUAAAGAAAAAGUAUGGUGCUGGUUACCACCUGGUAAUAGUAAAAGAACCACAAUGUGACGUUACAGCCACCACUUCUCUGAUAUGUACUUACGUACCAAAUGCAGAGAUGGUGAGCAAUGUUGGAGCCGAACUUUCUUUCAGCCUGCCUGAUAAGGGUAGUCCGUACUUCGAGAACCUCUUUACUGAACUCGAAGACAAAAAGAAAGAACUGAAGAUUUCCAGUUACGGUGCAUCUGUUACAACGAUGGAAGAAGUGUUCAUAAAAGUUGGGGAAUACUCCAGUGCUGCCAUGAAGGAGCUGUUGAAACAACAUGGAGAGGAGGAACUUCAAAAUGGUUUCAACAUGUAAAUGGGUGAAACGGCUAUCACCGAUUUGAAGCCACUCAACUGUGAAAGGAACACGGGAUUUGUCCUUUUCAUCCAGCAAUUCCAGGCUCUUCUGAUGAAAAGAAUUCUCUACUCAUUGCGUAACUGGAUGUUGACCUUGUCUCAGUUGGUUUUACCAGCUCUCUUAAUUACAAUAACUCUUAUUGUGCUGAAAACGCUACCAAAACCCAAAGAUUCACCCCAUUUACUAUUGAGUCUUUCAGAGUUUCAUGGUACCACUGUUCCUUACCAAUUUCAGAAAGAAACGGUUGCAGCCACGUUAGCCGACAAAUUUAGAUCCCAGUUUCGAGGCACCGAUAACGAUGUUCUUCGAGUCAAUUCCUCCGUAGAUAUCGUUGAUUACUUGGUUAACCAAGGUAAAAAAGAUAUAGGAUAUUAUAAUCUUCACAACAUGAUAGCUGCAACGUUUUAUAAAAACGCUACAAGUGACACGAUAGAUCUCACGUCCUUGUUCAACAGUCAAGCUUUCCACAGUCCUGCUGUGUCUCUAGCAGCCGUCGGAAAUGCAUUGCUGAAGUAUGUUACCAGCGACAAACACAAUUUGUCUGUAACCAACCAUCCUCUGCCUAGGACAGUCAGUG
Molecule: messenger RNA, 1741 nt
Organism: Limulus polyphemus (Atlantic horseshoe crab)
Lineage: Eukaryota; Metazoa; Arthropoda; Merostomata; Xiphosura; Limulidae
Product: ATP-binding cassette sub-family A member 3-like
Exons: 9
Coding region: 115-1122 (335 amino acids)
Biological process (GO): lipid transport; transmembrane transport
Cellular component (GO): intracellular membrane-bounded organelle; membrane
Molecular function (GO): ABC-type transporter activity; lipid carrier activity; ATP hydrolysis activity
Source: RefSeq, a predicted model, not a curated record